Brachypodium distachyon (stiff brome) is the source of this 789-nucleotide messenger RNA. RefSeq lists its product as uncharacterized. The coding region runs from base 8 to 526 and encodes 172 amino acids. Lineage: Eukaryota; Viridiplantae; Streptophyta; Magnoliopsida; Poales; Poaceae. The record is from RefSeq and is a predicted model, not a curated record. The transcript has 2 exons.
GGCCACCAUGGGGAUCGAGCAGCGUAACGUCGAUCGAGACCCUCCCACCGGAGCAAGCUGCGAGCUUGUUGCGGUGCAGCUCGAGGCCUCGACCCUCGUUGGGACCUCGUGCUAUUGGUACGCCAUGGACAGGGUCGACGGCGCCACUGUAGCAGUAGCCGCCCCCACCGCUAUAGACAACUGCACAGCCUGGGCAUGCCACCUUGCACUCCGCCUCCAUCCCGCCGCCGUCAUGUUCGUCUCGACGCCCGUUGUUGUCACCGGCGACGGGGCUACGAGGGCCGGCCAGGGAGCAGACAGGGGGCUCACUGAUGCUCUCCGGCAAAGAGCAGGUGAUGUAGCUUUUCUUCCCAAAGCCGCUGUAUGCGCCAUCCUGCUUCAGCUCGAGCAUCGGUGCCUCCUCCGGCCACCUGGGCGACGAGUACCAACGGAACACGCCAUCCCGCAGGAUCUCGGCCAAGCGAAGAAGCUCGGCCAGCUAUCGCGGUCAUGCUUGGACGAGAUGUCCACAUUGGCGCCAAGCUGACACCGACAUGUGGGCCAUCUGGUCAGUUUUUUCCAUCAAAACACACUCAACUCGCAGAUUAGUGCGCGGGAGUAUCGUGGAGCACAAAAGCGAUAAUCAUUUGUAAAAAAAAUUUAAAAAAUGUAGUUGGUCCUAAAUGUGAUGGUUUGCGUAAUUUUCUCAUCUUAUACUAGUCGCUGGCCGCGUGGCCCACGGUCGACAUGUCACACCAGAACAUGAAUACAUAAUCCGACUCUGUCUCUGUUUCCCCUAAAAAAGACUCU